CACACCCCCAGUUCCCCACAUGUGCAUUCAAGUAAAUCGCUAUUGACACUGCUUAACCUUCUUUAAAAACUAAUAGUAGAUAUAAUAUUGAAACUUGCGGUUUAAUUCAGUUUAAUUUUUAAUUUAACCGCAAAAUUAAAAAUGGGACACACAGUAAUGUGCGUUUGUACAGUGUAUUUUACUGCUAUUGUCGGAUGCGCAUUUUCUUCCCCAAGACUGACAUCAGGAGAAAAUCAACAAGAUGAUUCUACGGAACAAAAUUCCCAAAAGGAAGUCGAACAUGCAGUAAACGCAACCGUGUAUGUCCAAGAUGUUGAUUCAGAAAACAAAAGCGGUAAAAAAUUCCAGGAAAAUAACAUAAAUGACACUGGAGGUGGACUACCUCCCGAAAAUGUAACUGUUCCAGAAAAGUUCCCUCCGAUUAAAGAUUCAGAAACAAAACACAUAAACGAUACGGAAAGUACAACGAUGAAACCCUUUGUGAAGUCAAAGCAAAUUCAGGAUUUAGUCAAAAGCAGACAUUUAGAAGAGAUAAAGGAACAACUUUUGGCAAAACUUCGAUUGUCGUUUCCACCUAAACUACGUGAACCAAUGCCACAACUCCCUAUGGAUGAGAUACAAAAGGUUUAUUUUGCCACCAGUAAUGAUGAAAGUUACAGAAGAACUUCACACUUUUAUGCAAAAACUGUUCGUAAAUUUAUUGUCGGAACAGAUGUAACACACAGGUGCUUCAAGAAGAGGUCUGCCGGAUGUUAUUACUUUGACCUUCGAGGACGAGUUGAUCCAUCAGAAGUACAGUCAGUUCAGCUGUGGAUAUAUAAACUGUUCAACCAUAACGAUCAUUAUAUGACGACAUACGUGGUUUCCGAACUAGAAGAAACCAAAAGACGGAAAAGUAAUUUGCGAAUAAAAAAUCUUGUUGAAAGGUAUGAAACAACUCAAAAGUAUGGAUGGCUGAAAAUUGAUGUCACAAAGACUGCAAUGAAAUGGUUGUUAAAACCAAGGUUGAAUCAUGGGAUGGCGGUAAUAUGCAAAGAUUGUCAACGUAAAAACUACAGAACUAUUUACAGUACAAAAGCAGAUUCCCUUCCAUUUUUAGUGGUGACAACACGUAAAUCACACGCACGAGCAAAAAGAAGUUUUAACAACGAAUGUACAGAUACAUCAACAGAAUGCUGCUUAAUGCCAUUUACAGUUAAUUUUAGAGACAUAGGGUGGGAUUCCAUUGCACACCCUCAGUCCAUACAGGCUAAUUAUUGUACAGGAAGCUGUCAUGCCCGUUAUUCCAUGACUACAAACCAUACCAGUUUGAUACAAGAGUACCGCUGGACAAAAGCAACAGAGAAGCAAAUGGAUGCUUUGACGCCAUGUUGUGCACCAAUUUCAUACAGACCACAGUCAAUAUUGUAUUUUGAUGGCGACAAAGUUCAAGAAACACGAAUACCAAAUAUAGCCGUAACAGCAUGUGGCUGUGUGUAAAUUAGCUCAGAACUUUUGUGUAAUUAAACGACGAAGCCAGUAAUCAGAUAUUCGAAAUGACUUUUUGAUAACCCUAGUUUUUUUCUUUCUAUACACAAUGGGUUUCACCAUAAAACAUUUAAAACUUUUCUCAGUACAGAUCACUUAACAGUAGUUAUCAUUUGGGGUUAUUGUAUUUAUAGACAAUAUCAAUUAAGGGUGUAUAAAGUAAAGGAUAUUUUACAGUACAAAAGUACUUCACAUUUAAAAGUAAUUUGCGUCAUUAAUCUCUGUAAAUAACCCAACAUAAAAGAAUCAUUAGCGAUUUUGCAACCAAAAUGAUAACCGAGUUGUUCCAGUAUUAACCGAAUAAUAACUUAGCCUUCACUUUAUUUACUCUAGUUCAUUAAGGUCAGUGUUAUAUUUGCACUUUUACUUAACCCUAUAUGACUAAGCAAAUUAAUCUAACACUUCAAAUAUUGUCACUAUUGUGUGGAAAAGUAAAGUAUACUAUUGCUACUUUAUAUAUAAAUGUUUAAUUUAUAUAACAGUAUCAAUACAAAUGAUCUUUAUAAAUAUCAAUUUAAAUAUGAACUUUUUCGAAAAACAUUUGGGACUGACGGACAAUUUAAAAAAAAAUUAGAACCCCAGGGAAUUAUUCCAAUAAAACCUUGGAUAGAUCAAAAUUUCAAUACAAAGGUUUGCAUAUAAUAGAAAUGAUUUUAAUAUCAAUACAUAUGAUCUAAAUUUCAAUGCACAUGAUUUGAAUAAUUCUGUAAAGUAUUCAAAUUUUAAUGCAAAUGAACGCAAGUUGUAUGUAAAAUACCUAAAUUUUAAAGAGAAUGAACAUUCUCAUUGAAGAUGCACUUUAUUUGUACAAUGCAAAUGAAUAUAUAAAAUCAAUAGACAUAUUACCACCUUGUAGAUGAAUGCAAUAGUGUUGUUUAUCAAUGGGGAAGAGUUUUGUGAAUGUAAAUUAAGUGUCUCAAUGCAAAUGAACUUUAUCAAUGCAAAUAAACAUUAUCAAUGCAAAAUGUACGAAAUGUAUGUAUUUUAUACCUCAUAAUUUUAGUAAAUCAUUAAAUAUGUUUGUAUUUUUUUAAACUGUUUCUCUAGAACCUUUAUUGUUCUGAAUUUUUCGAUGGAAACUAAAAAUGAAAAAAAGCAAACAAUACAAGAAAGAUUGAUAUGGAAAAGCAGAAGAUGAAAGGAGGGAAUGUGAUGAAACACUUUUUGCACAUUUGUAUUUGGUAUUCAUGUCUUUGUUACUGCUAAAAUAUAACGAAUGAAUAAUGACA
Mytilus trossulus (common blue mussel) is the source of this 2756-nucleotide messenger RNA. RefSeq names its product growth/differentiation factor 8-like. Gene Ontology annotation, molecular function: cytokine activity; growth factor activity. The record is from RefSeq and is a predicted model, not a curated record. The transcript is spliced from 3 exons. Bases 142 to 1479 code for a protein of 445 amino acids. Lineage: Eukaryota; Metazoa; Mollusca; Bivalvia; Mytilida; Mytilidae. Gene Ontology annotation, cellular component: extracellular region.